AUGCUUUUAAUAACAUCAACAUUACUCAUAUUUAUAAAAAUCUGCCAGUGUUCCUAUGAAUUUACGGCACACAAUUUUGUUAAUUAUAAAGUUGGAGGCAGUGAUUAUGGAAUCCAAUACUUGGCUGUUCACGGGAAGCUGAGGCAAUUUCUACCUGAUAAAUUCGGUUUCCCGAACGAGGAAUCAAAUGUGUUUGCAGAUUCCGAUACGUUUAGCAACGAGCUUUCCAAAUUGCUGAGGAGCGGAAGGAAUGUUUACCUGUUAAAAUUUAACGACCUCCUCACCAAAAGGUUCCACUGGAUCUUCUUCAAAAGUGUUCUCAAGACGAGCAACAACACGGUGCUCCUAAUAUUGCCCAAGAAGAACGAUAUUCUUUCCGGAGGGAACAAGUAUUGCGACGAAGCGCACGCCACGGACUUCGCAAACACGAAGCUACAAAAGUGUAACACUACUAACAACACGAGGGUUCACGAGGACACUCUGAGCAAGUUCGAGAGGUACUUGUAUAAAUCGAGGCCGAAAUGUUCAUUGUCACUCACGGAAAUGGAUGACAAUAUCGCAGAAAUUCUAAAGCACACGAAACACUCAGGCGUUGGCGCCGUUAACGUUGAUGUAGGUGGCUUAUUUAGUGAUGAUGUGAGGGUGAGCACGCCCAGAUUUGACGCGAAUCCCAUCACCAACUUCUUGACAAUUAAUUUAUUUGGUGAAUUGGCCAUGAAGACCACCGAUGCCGUAGAGAGUGGCCCCAAGGACCCGAAAAAGGUGCUUGUCACGUGCAGCCUUGACACCUUCGGGGUCCUGCAAACAUACUCGAGUGGAGCACAAUUCAACUCAAGUCUCGUGUUCGUGCUCGAGCUUACGCGAGUGCUGAAUUCGCUGGAGAACCCGCACUACGAGUUGGUGUUCCUUCUUCACUCAGGGUCAGUGGUGGACUACGCGGGACUGCGCUACUUUCUGAGAAGCAAGAAGGACUUUGAGUUCGCAGUGCACUUUCAGGACCUGACGGGCGACAGCUUGUAUCUGCACAUGCUGAAGUCGCAGGAAUCGUUGCUGGAUCAGUACGCAAAGGUGUUCUCAAGUAAGAUGAACAUUUCUAAGACGUUUAAGCACCCGAACCCGCAAGAGAGGAAGGAGAAGUCAGAAGCCAAGACGCUAGACUUUAACCACGUGGUCGAGGACCGACACGAAGUGAAUCUGCCAAACGACGUAGACUUUGAAACUCUGACCUCGUUCACAAUAACGAGUUCGCCAGAGAUGUUGCCACUAUAUAAGUCAUCAUACUCACUGACACACAGAUUCGACGUUGACUUGUUGACGCACAGGAUAGUAGAUGCAGCGAAGGCCUUCGCACAUUUGCUAAAAACUGCACCGCCUGAAUUGAAUAAUGAAGAGAUCAGAUCGAAUGUGUUGAAGUGGGAGAACAAAUUGUCGGAGCCCAGGAAUAGCCUCACGGGAAACCUGCUGUUGCUGGAGUCGGUGAAGGACGUGAUCUCAUACCUGGAAAGUAACCUCAGGAAGGUGCAGGUGCAAAAUUUUAGAACAGUGUUCACGACGUACAAGUUCUUCUCCUCGGCGGCGAACAGGUGCACAGUGUACACGACGAAGCACCCGGCAUUCGACAUCGUGGUCUUCGCACUGGUGCUCCUCUACGUGCUGACAGUGUGGAGCGUGGCGAGAGGCUCAGUCAAGGUGGCAGUGGAGGACAUAGCAGGCCUGUUCCAGAAAAUGCUCAACGAGAACAACUUCAAGUUCAAAAAAAGAUAA
Theileria orientalis strain Shintoku is the source of this 1764-nucleotide messenger RNA. RefSeq lists its product as hypothetical. Gene Ontology annotation, biological process: regulation of signal transduction. The coding region runs from base 1 to 1764 and encodes 587 amino acids. Gene Ontology annotation, cellular component: endoplasmic reticulum membrane. NCBI's taxonomy places the organism in Eukaryota, Apicomplexa, Aconoidasida, Piroplasmida, Theileriidae. The record is from RefSeq and is a predicted model, not a curated record. The transcript is spliced from 7 exons.